AUGUGGGAACCUCGCGGAGCUGAGGCAUGCGCGGCGGCCGUGGGCUGCGCGCUCUUCCUGCUGCUUUUCGCGCUGGGGGUCCGCCAGCUGUUGAAACAGAGGCGGCCGUCGGGGUUCCCCCCGGGUCCGUCGGGGCUGCCAUUCAUCGGCAACAUCUACUCGCUGGCCGCCUCAGCUGAGCUCCCCCAUGUCUACAUGAAAAAGCAGAGCCAGGUGUACGGCGAGAUCUUCAGUUUAGAUCUUGGAGGUAUAUCAACUGUGGUUCUAAAUGGCUAUGAUGUAGUAAAAGAGUGCCUUGUUCAUCAGAGUGAAAUUUUUGCAGAUAGACCAUGCCUUCCUUUAUUCGUGAAGAUGACAAAAAUGGGAGGCUUACUCAAUUCAAAAUAUGGCCGAGGAUGGGUUGAUCACAGAAGAUUAGCUGUAAACAGCUUUCGCUAUUUUGGAUAUGGUCAAAAGUCUUUUGAAUCGAAAAUUUUAGAAGAAACCAAAUUUUUCAUUGGCGCUGUUGAAACUUACAAAGGCAGACCUUUUGACUUUAAACAGUUGAUAACAAAUGCUGUUUCAAACAUAACCAAUCUGAUCAUUUUUGGAGACCGAUUCACCUAUGAAGACACUGAUUUUCAGCACAUGAUCGAGCUAUUUAGUGAAAACGUGGAACUCGCUGCCAGCGCCUCAGUCUUCCUGUAUAAUGCCUUCCCAUGGAUUGGCAUCUUGCCUUUUGGAAAACACCAGCAGCUGUUCAGAAAUGCCGCUGUGGUCUAUGAUUUUCUCUCCAGACUUAUUGAAAAAGCUGCCAUCAACAGAAAGCCUCAGUUACCCCAGCAUUUUAUUGAUGCUUAUUUAGAUGAGAUGGACCAAAGUAAAAAUGACCCGUCAUCUACUUUCUCCAAAGAGAACCUAAUUUUCUCCGUGGGCGAACUCAUCAUUGCUGGAACCGAAACUACAACCAAUGUGUUACGGUGGGCGAUUCUUUUCAUGGCCCUUUAUCCGAACAUUCAAGGACAAGUUCAGAAAGAGAUUGAUUUAAUUAUGGGACCCAGUGGGAAGCCUUCUUGGGAUGACAAAUGCAAAAUGCCUUAUACUGAGGCAGUUUUGCAUGAAGUUUUAAGAUUCUGCAAUAUAGUACCGCUAGGGAUUUUCCAUGCAACCUCUGAAGAUGCAGUUGUACGUGGUUAUUCCAUUCCUAAAGGUACAACAGUAAUUACAAAUCUUUAUUCUGUACACUUUGAUGAAAAGUACUGGAAAGACCCAGAAAUAUUCUAUCCUGAGCGAUUUCUGGACAGCAAUGGAUAUUUUUCCAAGAAGGAAGCUUUGGUUCCAUUUUCUCUAGGAAGAAGACAUUGUCUUGGAGAACAGCUGGCUCGGAUGGAAAUGUUCCUGUUUUUCACAGCUUUGCUUCAGCGGUUUCACUUGCAUUUUCCAGACGAACUGGUUCCAGAUCUGAAGCCCAGGUUAGGCAUGACAUUGCAGCCCCAGCCCUACCUCAUCUGUGUGGAGAGACGCUGAAAGCACAUGGAUGUCAUGUGGAACAGGUUAUAUGUUCACCUCACCGCUGAACCUCGUUUAAUCAGUGUGUGUGUUUGGACAAAGGCAUAAAGCCAUUUAACAUGGAUGCCACUUUAAAAACAACACCAGGCAAUAAUAAGCACAAGCUCUGAUGUUUUUCAAGCUUUUAUGACUACGGAGAUAGAAUUACCCGUUGAGGAAGACAAAGGUACACACGACAGGUGUUACAUAACAUACCAGGAUUUGCCACGGAUUCUUUAGGCAGAGCCUGGCUUUUCAGCCUCUUGUUGAGCACCAGGUGCCCUCAUCCGUCCUUGACUCCAUCUUGCUCCUGUCCGGGGGGAUUUGCUGCCAAGUGCCAAUGCCAGCUUCCUUCUAAUCAGGUAUUGUUAUUAAUAGUGUGUGUAGUGCUACUUCAGUUUAAUGAAGAACUAAAGAAGAAAUUAAGACUCAGAUGAGUUUGGAUUACAGAGAUAUUUUAGACGUGGUGGCAGAUGAUAGAAGAAAUAUCUAUAUAUUUAAUGCAGACCCUACCAAUGCUUUCCAACCUUGCUCCCUACUAUGUCUUCAUAAGAAUUACAUCAUUCUAUAGCAUAAUCAAUAAAAUAUAUUUUUAAAAAUGGAAAAAAAAAGAAUUACAUCAUUCUGCCCUGGCCAGUGUGGCUCAGUUGGUUGGAGCAUCGUCCCAUGACUGAAAGGUUGUGGGUUCAAUUCCCUGUCAGGGCACAUACCUAGGUUGCAGUUUGAUCUCAUCCCUGCUCAUAUGAUCCCCCUCUGGAUGCAUACGGGAGGCAACCAAUUGAUGCUUCUCUCUCCCACCAAUGUUUCUCUCUCUCCCUUCUUCUCUAUCUAAAAGCUAUGAAAAAAUGUCCUCUGGUGAGGAUAAAAAAUUUAAAAAAAAGAAUCGCAUUAUUCUUUCUUCCAAUGAGGAGGGUCUCUGUAACCCCUGAAUAUACAUCCCCAAAGCAGCAGUUCAAUAGAUAGGAAAUUACAAUAAUGCAUUUAUAAUAAAAAUAACUCUAACAAUUCUUUGUAGGCACAACUUCCCUAGUUACACUAUUUUCCAUAACCAGUCACAGGGCUUAAAGAUUGGAUUCUUUUGACUUUUAAAGAUCUUUAGGCGUCUCCUCAGAUUACUGUCAUUUUUCUAAAGAUAAAACUAUUCAGAUCCAAAAAAUAUGCUUUAGAGCCAGGAUAACUUGAGAGUGAGGGAUUUCUGUUAAUAAUUAUACCAGGUAAAUAAGUAUAAACUGUGCCUAUGUUGAUCAAACUGGAACGUAUAUUCCAGCGAUAGCUUUUUUUUAAAUAUCAUUUUUCUGAAGUUGUACAGUAAAAAUUUAUGAUCUUGUAACUUGGCUCAUGAAUAGUUACUGCCUCCAACUGGAGUAA
Phyllostomus hastatus (greater spear-nosed bat) is the source of this 2895-nucleotide messenger RNA. Its product is annotated as vitamin D 25-hydroxylase. The record is from RefSeq and is a predicted model, not a curated record. The transcript is spliced from 5 exons. Gene Ontology annotation, biological process: xenobiotic metabolic process. Gene Ontology annotation, cellular component: intracellular membrane-bounded organelle; cytoplasm. NCBI's taxonomy places the organism in Eukaryota, Metazoa, Chordata, Mammalia, Chiroptera, Phyllostomidae. Bases 1 to 1506 code for a protein of 501 amino acids. Gene Ontology annotation, molecular function: iron ion binding; heme binding; oxidoreductase activity, acting on paired donors, with incorporation or reduction of molecular oxygen, reduced flavin or flavoprotein as one donor, and incorporation of one atom of oxygen.